AUGAGGAGGCUGCAACGCAGUGACGGAAGCGGAAAGCUGGAUGAUUGUGUCAGCGAGAGAUUCCAGUUUUGUGCUCUGCCGAUCUACCACACCGCAAAGAUAUACUACUUCGGCUUUCAGCCGUUCAAAUUCCUCUGGGUCUAUGACGGGCUCAGACAUCCUGUCACGUUCGGGAAUGACCCGUGCGCAGAACGCGACUUAGGAACCGACGUUACAGAGCUGCAGGGCAUACCAGGCUCUGCUGUACUUAACCCCAAAGUGAAUCCAGAACCUGGACCUGAACCCAGCUGUGUUUCCUUAAAGAGUGACCAGUCCAAGGAUUUUUAUAACCAUUUUAAAGGACACAUUUCUCCUGCUGAGAGAGUGCAUGUUGAGAGCUCAGAGUUUCCUGGUGUUCAUUCUUCUGAGCACCAUCAACCGCAGCUGGACUCCAUAUUCAUGCUCCUCGAGGAGAACAUUGUCAUUUUUGUGAAGAAUGAACUGAAGAGGAUCCAGAAAUUUCUGAGCUCAGAUUACCCAGAAUGCUUGGAGACACAGAGGUGGUGUGAUGAGAUUAAGGGUGAGGAUGAAGAGCAGAGGAGAAGUAGCAGAGAGGCAUUUGUGAAGAUCACGCUGAACUACCUGAGGAGAAUGAAACAGGAAAAGUUGGCUGACCGUCUGCAGAACAGAACUACCAUUAGGGACUCCCACUGGAGUCAGUGUGAACUUAAAUCUAAGCUGAAAAGGAAGUUCCAAUGUGUGUUUGAGGGGAUCACUAAAGCGGGAAACCCAACCCUUCUGAAUCAGAUCUACACAGAGCUCUACAUCAUAGAGGGAGGGACUGCAGAGCUCAAACAUGAACAUGAAAUCAGACAGAUUGAAACAGCAUCCAGGAAGCAAGACAUUCUAGAACAUACAAUCGAACAAGAAGACAUCUUUAAAGCCUCGGCUGAAAGAGAUGUACCAAUCAGAACAGUGCUGACAAAGGGAGUAGCUGGCAUUGGGAAAACAGUCUUAACACAGAAAUACACCCUUGACUGGGCUGAAGACAAAGCCAACCAGGACAUCCAGUUCAUAUUUCCAUUCACUUUCAGAGAGCUGAAUGUGCUGAAAGAGGAAAAGUUCAGCUUGGUUGAACUUGUUCAUCACUUCUUUACUGAAACCAAAGAAGCAGGAAUCUGCACCUUUGAAGACUUCCAGGUUGUGUUCAUCUUUGAUGGUCUGGAUGAGUGUCGACUUCCUCUGGACUUCCACAAAACUACAAUCCUAACUGAUACUAGAAAGUCCACCUCAGUGGAUGUGCUGUUAAUAAAUCUCAUUAAGGGGAAUCUUCUUCCCUCUGCUCACCUCUGGAUAACCACACGACCUGCAGCAGCCAAUCAGAUCCGUCCUGAGUGUGUUGAUAUGGUGACAGAGAUUAGAGGGUUCACUGAUCCACAGAAGGAGGAGUACUUCAAGAAAAAAUUCCGGGAUAAAAAGCAAGCCAAAAGGAUCAUUUCCCACAUCAAGACCUCACGAAGCCUCCACAUCAUGUGCCACAUCCCAGUCUUCUGCUGGAUCACUGCUACAGUUCUGGAGGAUGUGCUGAAAACCAGAGAGGGAGGAGAGCUUCCCACAACCCUGACUGAGAUGUACAUCCACUUCCUGGUGGUUCAGGCCAAAGUGAAGAAGGUCAAGUAUGAUGGAGGAGCUGAGACAGAUCCACACUGGAGUCCAGAGAGCAGGAAGAUGAUUGAGUCUCUGGGAAAACUGGCGUUUGAUCAGCUGCAGAAAGGAAACCUGAUCUUCUAUGAAUCAGACCUGACAGAGUGUGGCAUCAAUAUCAGAGCAGCCUCAGUGUACUCAGGAGUGUUCACACAGAUCUUUAAAGAGGAGAGAGGACUGUACCAGGACAAGGUGUUCUGCUUCAUCCAUCUGAGUGUUCAGGAGUUUCUGGCUGCUCUUCAUGUCCAUCUGACCUUCAUCAACUCUGAAGUAAAUGUGCUGGUAGUACGACAAAUGACAUCAGAGAAGUUUAAUAGCAGCAACUGUUCUGAGAUGCUAGUUUUAUUCAAAAGUGCUGUGGACAAGGCCUUACAGAGCCCAAAUGGACACCUGGACUUGUUCCUCCGCUUCCUUCUUGGUCUUUCACUGCAGACCAAUCAGACUCUCCUACAGGACCUGCUGACACGGACAGGGAGUAGCUCACAAUCCAAUCAGGAGACAGUCCAGUACAUCAAAAAGAAGCUCAGUGAGAAUCUGUCUGCAGAGAAAAGCAUCAAUCUGUUCCACUGUCUGAAUGAACUGAAUGACCAUUCUCUAGUGGAGGAGAUCCAACAGUCUCUUAGAUCAGGAAGUCUCUCUACAGAUAAACUGUCUCCUGCUCAGUGGUCAGCUCUGGUCUUCAUCUUACUGUCAUCAGAGUCUUCAGAAGAAGGUCUUGAUGUGUUUGACCUGAAGAAGUACUCUGGCUCAGAGGAGGCUCUUCUGAGGCUCCAGCCAGUAAUCAAAGCCUCCAACAAAGCCCUACUGAGUGGGUGUAACCUCUCAGGGAGAAGCUGUGAAGCGUUGUCUUCACUUCUCUGCUCGCAGUCCUUUAAUCUGAAAGAGCUCAACCUGAGUGACAAUGACUUGCAGGAUUCGGGAGUGAAGCUUCUGUUUGUUGGACUGAAAGGUCAAAAUUGUACACUGGAAACUCUCAGUCUGUCAGGCUGUCUGAUCACAGAAGAAGGCUGUACUUCUCUGGCCUCAGCUCUGAGUUCCAAUCCUUCCCAUCUGAGAGAGCUGGACCUGAGCUACAAUCAUCCAGGAGAUGCAGGAAUGAAGCUGCUCUUGGCUGGCCUGAAGGAUCCAUGCUGGAGACUGGACACUCUCAGGGUGGAGCCUGCUGGAGUCCAAUGGUUGAGACCAGGUCUGAGAAAGUAUUCCUGUCAACUCACAAUCGACACAAACACAGUAAAUAAAAACCUCAUACUGUCUGAUGACAACAGGAAGGUGACACGUGUGACGGAGGUUCAGUCAUAUCCUGAUCAUCCAGACAGAUUUAAUGUGUUUCCUCAGCUGCUGUGUAAAAAUGGUCUGACUGGUCGCUGUUACUGGGAGGUCGAAUGGAGAGGACAGGUUUAUAUAACAUUAAGUUAUAGAACAAUCAGAAGGAAAGGAGAUGGUGAUGACUGUAUGUUUGGAAACAAUGAUCAGUCUUGGAAUCUGAGGUGCUCUGAUGAUGGUCCUCGUUCUGUCUUAUACAAUAAUACAGUAGCAUCCUUGUCCUCCUCUUCCUCUUCCUCCUCCUCCAUCUCUAACAGAGUAGCAGUGUAUGUGGACUGUCCUGCUGGCACUCUGUCCUUCUACAGAGUCUCCUCUGACACCCUGAUCCACCUCCACACCUUCAACACCACAUUCACUGAAACUCUUUAUCCUGGAUUUAAAAUCUUUCCUGGUUCCUCGGUGACUUUGUGCUGA
This is a messenger RNA of Pelmatolapia mariae (spotted tilapia), 3420 nucleotides long. Its product is annotated as NLR family CARD domain-containing protein 3-like. The transcript is spliced from 9 exons. Gene Ontology annotation, biological process: intracellular signal transduction. Gene Ontology annotation, molecular function: protein binding. Bases 1 to 3420 code for a protein of 1139 amino acids. The record is from RefSeq and is a predicted model, not a curated record. NCBI's taxonomy places the organism in Eukaryota, Metazoa, Chordata, Actinopteri, Cichliformes, Cichlidae.